UGCACCUCACCAAAACUAACAACCGCAUUCCCAGCCUCGUUCUUCAAUCCACCUUCUUCAACCUCCUUCUGUCCCCCAUUCUCCCCCCAUUGAUGUCCCCGCUGUCCUCACUGCCGUCUAAUGCCUCUACACCGGGCCCCAUUCUAGCUCGGCCAUGUUUUCCGCCCAUGAUCAUCAGGGCCCGAGUUACUGGGGAGUGUUGAUCAAUGCCGAUAAGAGUCCGGCCCCGCUGCUGGAACAGCUGUGCCUGGAAAUUGCCCGCAUCAUCCUUAUCUCCCAUGGUUCGCGUGCGAAGACAUCCUUCGACGACUACGCUACCGCCGACCUCACUCCCGAACGACUGGCUGCUUUUUAUCGCAAGGUGGGCGGCAACUACGACGUCCUCUUUCUCCAGACCAAACCGUCCGCGCUUUCCUUCAUCUACCAACGCCUGGGAUGCUUCCAUAGUAUUCAGCCUACUUCCGAUCCUUAUAAACCUCCCGCCAUUCCAGCUCUUCAGCCGAAUGGCUUCGUGCGAUGGCAGACCAUUCAGCUCCUUCUCGAUCCGGACGAGCAUUGCCGGUACCUCCAAAACGCGGUCGAAUUGUGGGACAUUGAAACUCCGAGCGGGGAGUUCUUUCCCAAACAAAUUCCGCGGGAGGCUUUUCCAGACAGACCAGACCCGGAAAUGGUAGAAUGGCACGAGUCGGUUAGUCGACGCUUCGAACUCGAUUACAUUAAGAGAAACAUCUUGCGUGCAUCUCCACCGAGCUUUGGCACCUACCAUUCUCAUUUCUCCAACAAAGACAUUCCACUCACCAGGGAAGAGACCAGCCUCCCUCCACGGCGCCGGUCGUCAACACAUCGCCCUCACCUAGUCCCAGAGGAACCUUCCCCUCCCAGUAGGCACCAGAGGCGUCGCAGCGGCGAGUACCCACCGCCAGCCACCCGUCGGGUUCAGUCAACAUACUUCCCCCGUGCACCAGACGUUGAGGCGCCUCGCCGAGCUCCUUCACCUCCCAUGUGGACCAAGUCUGCUCCCAAACCAAGAGGUCGCGAUCGCACUCCGGCGUAUUCCCGGCCUGUCAGUCCAAAUACAUUGCCUGGGAACAGUGCAUCUGAUGCGUCAUCCGAAGAUUCUGGAGGUGCAGUACGCCGCGCGUCCCCCAGCGCUAGUCGACACCAUCGUCAUCUGCGUCCAGAUACUCCGCACCAUUCUCAUGCUCGCCGUCAUUCACAUGAAUCCUACGCCAGGAGACCCGAACGGGCAUUCUCCCCGGAUGAUCAGCGACGAUACAUGCACCGGGACAUGUACAAUGCCAGCUCGGCCAGACCCUACGACUCCGAUGGUCCUCGUCGGGCACGCUCGUCGAGGAUAUAUGCCGAGGAGCCGGUCCGCCCUCCCCGGACUCCAAGGCCAACAUUCCGCGACCACGUGUUUACCGAUUCCGCAGCUGUCCCGGUCAACCAUGAAGUGCCGGUAUACACGCACAUGCACCCCCGAUACAUGAACAGGAAUGGCAGCUAUCCAGUCCGACCGCCUCCCCCACCCGACGUUGACAUGCGUGCGGGCGAUGACGGCCGACGGAGUUACAGAGGACCUCACGUCAACCCCAACGCCUCUGGUUUCAGUAACUCGGCAACUCCGGAGCGUUCCCGCUACCCCUCAGGCGGAUAUCGGCCUCAGAGAUGGGCCAAUCCGGUACAGCCAUCGCCAGCCCGAGGAAUCCCCGUAGGAAUGCCGGACAUGGAAUAUCCUCCGAGAAGCCGACGGUCCACUAUGUACGACCGGUGA
Molecule: messenger RNA, 1774 nt
Organism: Aspergillus piperis CBS 112811
Lineage: Eukaryota; Fungi; Ascomycota; Eurotiomycetes; Eurotiales; Aspergillaceae
Exons: 2
Coding region: 155-1774 (539 amino acids)
Source: RefSeq, a predicted model, not a curated record